Molecule: messenger RNA, 1512 nt
Organism: Caenorhabditis remanei
Lineage: Eukaryota; Metazoa; Nematoda; Chromadorea; Rhabditida; Rhabditidae
Exons: 8
Coding region: 1-1512 (503 amino acids)
Source: RefSeq, a predicted model, not a curated record
AUGAUCCACCUCAUUCUUCUAUUCUUGGUUUGUACUAACUUUUCUCUUGUAUAUUCUUCAACAUCGUGUGUAACUGGGUACACAUUAGUCAAUCAGAAAUGCUGGAUGUUAGUCUCUCAAUCUGCCGAUGAGCCAACUGCAGAUGAAUAUUGUCGACUUAACGGAGGAGGAGUUAUCGCGACAUUGAAGAAUGCAAUCGACAAUCGAGGACUACUCACAAUUCUCAAUGGAACAAGUGUUAGCCGUUUGUGGAUUGGAAUGAUAUGUACUGGACUUUCACCGUCUACUUGUCGAUGGGCGGAUACAACUACUGUACAGUAUACAAGUUUCUCUAGUGGUUUUCCGAAUGAUCGUUUCGGACAGUGUGUCUACUAUUCAGCAGAUGGCUAUCCAGCGGGUCAGUGGGCUAGCGGACCUUGUGAGGAACAGCUUCCAUUUGUGUGUGAACUUCCGACAACUUCUCCAGAUGUGACCGGAGACUGUCUCGAUUAUGCAAACUAUAAUAACUACUGUUACAUGAAAGAAGAAGAUGUUCAAUCCUUUUCGUGGGCUCAGAAAGACUGUGCUCGACACGGUGCAAACUUAGUAUCUAUUCACUCUUACCUGGAGAAUCGAUUCAUCACUUCUCUUUUUCAAGAAGGAAAAAUGGAUUUGUGGAUUGGAGCACUCGCUCCUGGAUCUGCACUCAUCGUUUGGACUGAUGGAACACCGAAUAAUUAUUACAAUUUGAAGAAUAGUGGGAAUGGAAGUUGUGUUUCAAUGGGUUUCGACCCGAAUACUAAUUCUACUGGAGACUGGUCUUCAGAUGAGCGAUGCAGAGAAAACGGAGGAGGAAUAUUAGUGACAAUGAAAAACGCCAUCGACAACAGAGCGUUGCUAACCGUACUUAAUGGAACAGGAAUUCAUCGUCUUUGGAUGGGAAUGACGUGUAGGGAAUCAUCAGUUUCCUGGUGUCAAUGGGCGGAUAAAACCGAUGUGCAAUACAAUAGUUUUUCUAGUGGAUAUCCAAAUAGUCAAGUUGGUAAAUGUGUCUACUACAAUUCGUACGGCGAUCUAACAGGCCAGUGGACUAGUGAGCCAUGUGAAGAGAAACUGCCGUUCGUGUGCGAAAUUUUGUCAUCCACUCCAGAAAUUGUUGGAUCAGAUUGUUACAGUCAAUAUAAUAAUUUUUGCUACACUCGUGUUCGUGAUAAGUUGUCAUUCAAAGCAGCUCAACAGAAUUGUGUCCUGAAGAAUUCUAGCUUAAUUUCGAUUCAUUCCUAUCUGGAAAACCGUUACAUUACUACACUGUUUAAUAUUGAUGGAAGUGUCUGGUUGGGAGGACAAAUAACUCCGUACGAUACACUUGAAUGGACUGAUAUGACCCCAUAUGAUUACUCUAAUCUGAAACAUGUUGGUAAUGGAACUUGUGUUUCAAUUGGUCUUGUCAAGUAUACAAAUGCAAUGGAUUGGUCAACUGGAAACUGUGAAUCUACUUAUCCAUCUAUUUGUAAACGACCUUUAACCAUUUGA